Messenger RNA from Xiphophorus maculatus (southern platyfish), 7052 nucleotides. RefSeq names its product dispatched RND transporter family member 1 (gene disp1). The transcript has 12 exons. Gene Ontology annotation, cellular component: membrane. Bases 582 to 5315 code for a protein of 1577 amino acids. NCBI's taxonomy places the organism in Eukaryota, Metazoa, Chordata, Actinopteri, Cyprinodontiformes, Poeciliidae. The record is from RefSeq and is a predicted model, not a curated record.
ACCUGUGACGGCCGCGUCAAGGACUAAGGCCUCCUUAUGUAUGUUGUGCUUUACGCCUGUGCCACCACAGCAGCCCAUAUUCAAGUUUUAUAAAGAAUUAAAAUGUUUGUGUGUCCAAUCUGACCGAUCUUUAUUGGUGCUUAAUUUCUCCGCUUAUGUAGUGGAUGCAUUUUCCUCUUGGUAAGACCCAAGCUCUCUGCUUUUUAACUACUAUUGAUUGACGUUAUAACCUGCAGAGUAUAAAUAGUAACACUUCAGCCUUGAUCAAAUUAUGAAUACCUGUGUUAAAGAAAAGAAAAGAGACAGAAUAUUCUUUUUGUUUUUCCACAGUUCCAGAUGUGAAAGCCUCAGCUGGCCUGAACACAUGAAUGGAUGCAGAGCAUGUUCCAGUGUCAUGUUGCAGAGGCACGCCAUCAGUAGCAGCGAAAGCUAAAGCCAAAAUGACUGAACUGAGAGUUACACAUGGAGAGGAAUGAUGAAAGCUGAGAGGAAACCAGACGUCGGACUGAGGUCAGACUGGACUCCAGCGCGACUCUGAAGAGGAGUGACGGUGUUGGUCCCAGACCUGCGGGGAAAAGAUCAUGGCCCUGACUGACUCCAGUGGAGACCCGCUGUUGCUCAGCAACAGUGGACACCAUCCUUUCAGCGCCAGUGGAAAUGCUCCUUCAGUUACCAGUGGAGAAAACCGCAGCCACCUGGACCCCCUCUCUGCUGCUUGCAGCUGCGACCUCCUCCCAGCUGAGAGAGACGGAGACAUGGCGGUUAGGAACGGAGCCAUGAAGCUGCAGCAGGGAGCCCAUGUCCAGAGAGCCAGCAGGCCCGUCCAGAACGGUGGGCUGGUCAAACUCAACGGCUCGUUGAGGAAUCUCCCGCCAUCAGCGGCUGCGUCUCCGUCUUCUGCCGUCACAGACUCCCAGAAGCCAAACAGACUCCACGUGGCCUCCACCCUGUCACCGACAGCGCCUUCUGCUCUCUGCUGCCCCCACUGCCACUUUCACUCCACCCUGUGCUGCCCCUGCGGACAGCAGGACUGCCCGCUUGUCCGGAGCCCUGCCGCCAGCCCUGGGCCAUGCGCCAGUCCACAGCCAGGUAGCACCUCCUCCUGCCCCUGCUGCCUCUCCACCUGCACAUACUCUCACCAUCUUCCUCAUCACCAAGCCUCCCCUAUGUCUCUGCAUCACCAACGCUGGCAAGAGCACCUGCAGAGCCAGAUACAUCCUCCUGGGAUCAGCCCUGCAAGGCCCUUUCGAUUCCCCAAAAGCUAUUCUGAGCUGAUAGCUGAUUGGCCAGUGGUUGUGCUGGGAGUGUGUACGGUGCUCAUUGUGAUUUGCGCGCUGGUGGGAGUCCUGGUGCCUGACCUGCCAGAUUUCUCCGACCCGCUCCUGGGGUUUGAGCCUCGGGGAACUGCCAUUGGCCAGCGGCUGGUCACAUGGAACAACAUGGUGAAGAACACAGGCUACAAAGCCACACUGGCCAACUACCCCUUCAAAUAUGCAGACGAGCAAGCCAAAAGUCACCAGGAACCUCGGUGGUCAGACGACCACUUUGAAAGAGACAAGCGGGAGGUUGAGUGGGAUUUCAGCAAAGAGUUCUUCUGUGACAUACCAGGUGACAGUUAUUCCAGACUGGUGUUUGCGUCGGCUGAAGGGAAAAGUCUGUGGACUAUUCAGGCCAUCAAAUCAAUGUGCAGCCAGGACAACACAAGAGUGCGCUCCCACCGUGAUUACCUGAAUCUCUGUCAGCGCACCAAUAAUGUCUCCUGUUGUCCAAGCUGGACACUGGGCAACUACAUAGCUGUCCUCACUAACAAGUCGUCCUGCCAGAAGAUCACAGAGCGGGACGUGUCCCACACUCUCAAGAUCUUGCGAUCGUGCGCCAAGUACUACCAUAAUGGCACGCUUGGACCCGAUUGCUGGGACAUGGCGCUACGUCGCAAAGAUCAGCUGAAAUGUGCCAGCGUUCCACGGAAGUGCACCAAGUACAACGCGGUGUACCAGAUCCUUCACUUCCUGGUGGACAAAGACUUCCUGAGCCCAAAGAGUGUGGAGCAUCCUCCAGUGCUCAAGUACAGCAUGUUGUUCUCUCCUACAGAGAAAGGAGAGUCCAUGAUGAACAUCUAUCUGAACAACUUUGAGAACUGGAACUCCUCCGACGGCAUCACCACCGUCACAGGAAUUGAGUUCGGAAUCAAACACGACCUCUUCCAGGACUACCUCCUCACUGACACGUUGUACCCCGCUAUCGCCAUAGUCAUAGUCCUGCUGGUCAUGUGCGUGUACACACGCUCGGUUUUCAUCACUCUAAUGACAAUAAUCGCCAUCAUCAGUUCGCUGAUCGUCUCCUACUUUCUUUACCGAAUGGUCUUUAACUUUGAGUUCUUCCCUUUCAUGAACCUCACUGCCCUCAUCAUCUUGGUAGGGAUCGGGGCUGACGACGCGUUUGUUCUUUGCGACGUGUGGAACUACACCAAGUUUGACAAACCGCACGCCGAGUUGUCGGAGACGGUAAGCGUGACCCUGCACCACGCCGCCCUCUCAAUGUUUGUCACCAGCUUCACCACCGCUGCCGCGUUUUAUGCCAACUACGUCAGCAACAUCACCGCCAUACGCUGCUUCGGGGUCUACGCCGGGACUGCCAUCUUAGUCAACUACAUCCUGAUGGUGACGUGGCUCCCUGCUGUCGUGGUGCUGCAUGAGCGCUACCUGCCCAACCUGUUCAUCUGUUCCAAGCCCCCUCAGCAGCAGCAGGGAAACUGCUUCACGCAGGUCUUCUGGGCCUCCGUUUGCCACAAGAUCCACAAAUGCCUGUUCACCCUCUCUGAGGGAUCACGGAUCUUCUUUGAGAAGGUGCUGCCCUGCGUUGUCAUCAAACUGCGCUACCUCUGGCUCUUCUGGUUCCUCGCCAUCACGGUCGGCGGAGCUUACGUGGUCUGUGUGAACCCCAAGAUGAAACUGCCGUCCUUGGAGCUGGCCGAGUUCCAGGUGUUCCGGUCCUCUCACCCUUUCGAGCGCUAUGACGCUGAGUACAAAAAGCUCUUCAUGUUCGAGAGAGUUAACCACGGCGAGGACCUCCACAUGCCCAUCACAAUCAUCUGGGGGGUUACGCCGGAGGAUAACGGAGAUCCCCUGAACCCCAAAAACAAGGGGAAGCUGAUGCUGGACAGCAGCUUUAACAUAGCCAGUCCAGCAUCUCAACUGUGGAUCCUUAACUUCUGCCAGAAGCUUAGGAACCAAAGCUUUGUCUUUCAGUCAGAAGAUCAGGACUUCACUAGCUGCUUCAUCGAGACGUUCAAACAGUGGAUGGAGAACCAAGACUGUGAAGAGACCUCUGUCUACCCUUGCUGCAGUCAGUCUACCUUUCCCUAUAAGAAGGAUGUGUUUCAGUUGUGCAUCAAGAGAGCCAUUAUGGAGCUGGAUCGAAGCACAAGCUACCAUCUGGACAGCAAGACCCCCGGACCUCGAUUUGACAUCAACGACACCAUCAGAGCCAUCGUUUUGGAGUUUCAGAGUACCUACCUCUUCACUCUGGCUUAUGAGAAGAUGUACCACUUCUAUCGUGAGGUGGAUGCCUGGAUCACAGAGGAACUCCGCUUCGCCCCAGAGGGUCUCAGCCAUGGCUGGUUUAUCAGCAACCUGGAAUUCUACGACCUCCAAGACAGUCUGUCUGGUGGCACUCUGGUUGCCAUGGCGCUAUCUGUGGCAGUGGCUUUCAGCGUCAUGCUGCUAACCACCUGGAAUGUCAUCAUCAGCCUGUACGCCAUCUUGUCUAUCGCCGGGACCAUAUUUGUCACAGUGGGCUCCCUGGUGUUGUUGGGCUGGGAGCUGAACGUCCUUGAGUCCGUCACCAUCUCGGUUGCCGUGGGGUUGUCCGUGGACUUCGCCGUCCACUAUGGCGUUGCUUACAGGCUCGCUCCAGAACCCGGCCGGGAAGGGAAAGUGAUCUUCUCCCUCAGCCGGAUGGGCUCUGCAAUCGCCAUGGCGGCAGUGACCACCUUUGUUGCCGGAGCGAUGAUGAUGCCAUCAACAGUCCUGGCCUACACCCAGCUGGGCACAUUCAUGAUGCUCAUCAUGUGCAUAAGUUGGGCUUUCGCUACCUUCUUCUUUCAGUGCAUGUGCUGCUGCCUCGGACCCCAGGGCACCUGCGGUCAGAUUCCCCUGCCCAAGAAGCUGCAGUGCCAGGCCUUCAGUGAAGACGCACCCUCGAGCCCCUCUCCUGAGGGGAAGUAUCAGCUGGACAGCAGGGGCAGAGAGGCAGAGCACUAUGAGCUGGAGCCGUUGGCCUCCUAUCAGAAAACUGGAGUUAAGCCAGAAGAGAAGGAGGAGGCGGAGGAAGAGCUGUGCACUCGGCUCUGUAAUGGAGCCCCUUCUCAUGCUAACCACACCAUGUCUAUACCACACAUUCACAGCAAUGAUACAGACAGAAAAACACAGCCAGAAAAUGGGCUAGUAACCUCACUCUCUACGUCAUCCAGGUGCCACUACACUCCCAACAACUGCACAUGUAUAGACUCCCCAUCCCAGCUUCUACAGCAGUGGGCCCCACAUUCCUGUACUCUGCCUCCCCAGGACUCCCCUUCCUGCUCCCCCACCCCUCAGCUUCUCCAUCUCUCAGGUAAUUCCAGGACCAAGCAGAACGCAGCCCUGUUGCCUCCAAACGUGGACGCGGUCUAUUCACACAUGGACUGCUGUGUUCACUAUGUCCACUGCCCCCUCACCCAUUUCCAUCACUGCUCACAGGGCAGAGCUGUGGGCCACAGGCAGGGACCUGCCCAUACCUGCCAUCUCAGGAAGUACUGCGUCCAACCAGCCUCAAACCAGGACAUUGGCCAAGCUUCAGGGUCACCCUCUGCUCCACAGACUCCAGACAAAGAGACAAAGCAUUUAAGUCCUGGCAGUACCCAGAAUGGGAACUCCCAAGUCCCAACCCGACCCAAUGGCCAGUGUCCCAGCCCCACUGCACUAACAGCUCAUCGUGAAAACCAGAGGAUGAAGGAACGCGAACACUGCUGUGACAAAAACCCUGCGUCCGCCAUUAAUACAGACUCAAUCACAGACAUUGAUGAUUGUCGUAAAAUCCCUGGUAACCAGGAGAGGCCUGAAAGUUAUCCCGUCACACGGGAGCAAAGUGUGAAAAAGUGCAAACGGAACUCAAAAAGAGCGCAGGCGUCCUCCGCCUCCCCAAAGAGGCUCUACUCUUUUAACGGGACGUUGAAAGUGAAGUGCAAUUCAGCUUCAGAGUUUAGCUUGCCAAAAAGCGAAGCCAGCGUGCCUCCUGUUGCAGUGAACACUCAGCCGUCCUCUGAAAGCUUAUGCUGAUUCAUGGGUAAAAUCGACAAAAUAUCAAUAACCCAAAAAUGACUCACAUUUUUGUGCAAUCAUAUUAGAUGCUGGGUCUGUGUUUUCACCAAAUCCCAGCUGAACUAUGAAAGUUUUUUUUUUAUUGUUUUCUACUUACCACAUUUUCACAUGCCAGAUUAUGUACUUCAUUUUUCCAGUGGAACAUACUAAUAAUGCGGUGUCAUGUAAAAGAAUGAUCAUCUCUUUACACAGAAACCAUGCAUCUAGCAGCCAUCUGUACCACCCCUAAACCCCACUGUAGUGUCUGAACUGUGGUGUCUUGCAAAACUGUUCAAACCCCUGGAUCUUUUCCACAUGGAGUCACAUGACAUCCACAAACCUGAAUGUACUUUAUUGGGAAUUUGUGUGAUAGAUCACCUCUAAGUAGUGUAUGAUUAUAAAUUGGGGGGAAAUAAUAAAUUGUUUAAUAUUUUCUGCCAAAAAUUUUGGGGGAAUCCAUCUUUGCAAAAUUGCUCAAGCUCAGGUUGGAAAUUGCAUCUAUUAACAUGCACUUUCAAGUCUUGCCAUAGAUUUUUAAUUGAAUUAAGCCAGAGUUUUGAUUGGGCCAUUAUAAAGGUAAAGGCAAUUCCUGCUCUGUUUAUGGUCGUUGUCUGUACCUUAUCCCACUUCACAACUAGGCUGUACUUGCUAGCUGCGUUUCCAUUAGAAAUAUGUGGCAAUAUUUGUCGAUAUUCUGCUGAUGCCGGAAAAACACAAUUGUAAAUCACAUGUGAAUAUGCUUGUUCAUUUGAUAAGUCAUUAAAAAUCAUGGCAGCGACGGAUGUAAACAGUUACAUGAAAUAAAUUCAUAGUUAAGCCAUGGUGCUAGCGCUCUUCAUCCAUCAGCCAUCAGAGGAGACGUUGGCGUGUUUUUCACGCGUUGGAGCGACAAGCGCCAUAUACGUGGUAGCAGCUACGUAUGCAACGUUUGGCCAUUUCACAGAAGAGCUGUGAAUUCAACAUGUUGAAAUGACGCACAACAUUUUAUAAACCGAGAUACUGCGAGAGCUCUGGUGGAGCAUUGUCUAAAAGAAACCCCAAACCAACCAUCAUUCUUCUGGUACUUUCUGUCGUCAUCUUUUCUGCCAGUAGUAACAUCCGGUUGUUGAUCACGUCACCUGUGUGAUGCAAAAAAAGUUUUGCAAAAUAUAUCGAUUUUCUUUAUGGCCAAAAAUAACACCUCAUCCUACCGCAAAAACAUUUGAUCAAAAAGCGUGAGUUUUUUCAAAAUUGGCAUGUUUCCAUUGAGAAAAUUUACUUUUGUAUUUUCAAUUCACGCAAUUCUAUGAUUAAUGGAGAUACAGCUACUGUUAGUCCAUUACAUAAAUCCCAGUAAAAUACUUUAGUGUUUGUGGUUGGAAAAUGACAGUAACAUAAAAAAAAUUCAGGAGAAUGAAUUCUUUUGCAAGGCAUCGGAUGUGCACUUAUCGCAUUCGUUCAAUGAUCAUGCCAACCGUACCAUUGUACCAUGUUUCACAAGCUGCUUAAGGUGGUUUAUGUGUCACCUUCUGUAUUUCUGAGAACUCCGGUUUUGCUCAAGUCUUCACACGUCUCGCAUAAAAGCUGCGGUGUGUGAUUAAAAGGCUUUCUCUUACCCCCAUUGUCCUGUUACUGUUUGUAUUCCCAGAAGGUAUCAUCCCCAAGGUAAAGAGUCAGGAUGAAUAACAGCUGUACACCUGUUUCAUUGUCUAAUAAAGGCUGGUGCCUUUCAGCCUC